AUGACAAAUAUUAGUGAUGAAUGGGUUAGUUUAAAUGUUGGGGGUAAGAUUUUUGAUACAACUAUAUCAACAUUAACCAUUUGUAAAGAUUCAGUAUUAUAUAAAAUGUUUAAGAGAGAAGACUCUGAUAGUUUUACAAUGGAUUUGGGUAAACCACAAAUUCAAGCCUCAAGAAAAGAUAAGAAUGGUGCCUAUUUAAUUGACAGAGAUCCAAUUUAUUUUAGAUGUAUUUUAAAUUAUUUAAGAACUCAACCAACCAAUGCAAAAGAUUUAAUAAUUGAUGAUAAUGUAUCAUUAAAAGGAAUAAGAGAAGAAGCAAAUUUUUUUCAAUUGGAUCAUUUGGUUGAUUUAAUUAAUACACUUUUAACAAGGGUAUCGGAUUUCACUAGAAAAGAUAUACUACUCAAUAGACAAUCAAUUAAAUUGACAAAGAGGAAACUAUAUGAUUUGGAUCUACAAGGCAUCGAUUUCCAAAAGGAGAAUUUCAGCUAUAGUAUCAUUUCAAAUUGUAAUUUCAAUGGCUCACAAGUUAGCAAAUCCCAUUUCUUGCAUGUGGUGGGCGACAAUUGUACUUUCAUUAAAGCAUCUGUUGACAAUACCAAUUUCUCAAGUUCCGAUUUAUGUGGUUCAAAUUUUACUGAUUCCGAUUUGGGUCAUUCAAGUUUCAAUAAUUGUAAUCUCAUUGGGUCAAUAUUUGACCAAUCCAAUUGUGUUGGUGCUCUAUUUCAACGUGCUAUCAUUAAGAAUGCCUCAUUUAAGAAUUCAAAUCUCGAGCAUGCAAAAUUCCAAAAGGCAAUCCUAAAGAAUAGUGAUUUCACAAAUGCUCAAAUUCAAAAUUGUCAUUUCACCUCUGCCGAUAUUCGUGGUUGUAAAUUCGAUUGGAAAAAUAUCUCUUUUGGUCUCUUUAAGAAAGCAAAAGUCACUCAACAACAAUAUGAUGAUAUACCUCUCUCAAAUAAACAUUUAUUAGGUUUUAAAAUUAUUGAUAGUCAAGAAUAUAUUGAAAAAAUGAAUAGAAAAAAUAAAAAUAAUAAUAAUAAUAAAAAUAAUAAUAAUAAUAAUAAUAAUGAACAAAUUAAUAAUAAUAAUAACAAUAAUUCUGUAAAUUUAAAUAAUAAAAAUAAUAAUAAUAAUAAUAAUAAUAAUAAUAAUAAUAAUAAUGAACAAAUAAACAAUAAUAGUAAUAAUAAUAAUAAUAAUAAUAAUAAUGAACAAAUAAAUAAUAAUAAUAAUAAUAAUAAUAAUAAUAACAAUAGUAAUAAUAAUAAUAGUAAUAGUAAUAAUAACAAUAGUAAUAAUAAUAAUGAACAAAUAAAUAAUAAUGAACAAAUAAAUAAUAAUAAUAAUAAUAAUAAUAAUAAUAAUAAUAAUAAUAAUAAUAAUAAUAAUAAUAAUUCUAUAAAUUUAAAUAAUAAUAAUAAUAAUAAUAAUAAUAAUAAUUCUUUAUAUGUGCUGAUAAAUGAUUUCUUUAAAUUAUGUGCCACAGUGAUAGAUGGUUCUAGUAGGAUACUUUUAAUUUUGAAUGUAUUUCCAUUCGUUACAGCCAACGUGUUGUGUAUCAAUUCUUCACCACCAUAUAUUUUCCUAUGUGAAAUUGGUGAGCAUUUAUAUUUUAAUGAAGCUUUGACCAAAAUUUUCUUUACAUGUUCAUAUUCUUCCCAACCUUUUAUAUAUAUUUGGGUUGGUUCCUAUUUGUUUUUGUUUUUUUUAGCAAUAAUUGAAAUGCAGGGUCGUGGAUUUGUUUUAAAAUCUGAUAAUUCUUUUUGA
Molecule: messenger RNA, 1767 nt
Organism: Dictyostelium discoideum AX4
Lineage: Eukaryota; Evosea; Eumycetozoa; Dictyosteliales; Dictyosteliaceae
Exons: 2
Coding region: 1-1767 (588 amino acids)
Biological process (GO): protein homooligomerization
Source: RefSeq, a predicted model, not a curated record